This is a messenger RNA of Spea bombifrons (plains spadefoot toad), 951 nucleotides long. Its product is annotated as olfactory receptor 11L1-like. Gene Ontology annotation, biological process: G protein-coupled receptor signaling pathway. NCBI's taxonomy places the organism in Eukaryota, Metazoa, Chordata, Amphibia, Anura, Pelobatidae. The record is from RefSeq and is a predicted model, not a curated record. The transcript has a single exon. Gene Ontology annotation, molecular function: G protein-coupled receptor activity; olfactory receptor activity. Bases 1 to 951 code for a protein of 316 amino acids. Gene Ontology annotation, cellular component: membrane.
AUGUUUCUAUUAACGCGGACACAGAAUCAGACGUCGGUGGAGUUUUUCCUCCUGGGGUUCCAGCUGCCGAGGUUCCGGGCUCCUCUCUUCGUCGCGCUCUUUCUUUUGUACAGCGCCACAAUUAUGGGGAACUUUCUGAUCAUCGCGCUGGUGAAUUUCUCUCGCGCUCUUCGCUCUCCCAUGUAUUUCUUCCUCGGUCAUCUGUCCUCGGCAGACAUCUUCCUCACAUCGAGCAUCGUGCCAAACAUGCUAUUCCUUAUCCUGAAUGAAGGAGGCGCGAUAUCGCUUGCAGCGUGUCUCACGCAGCUCCAGUGCAUCGGCUGCUCCAUGACCAUAGAGUGUCUUCUGCUGGCCGUGAUGUCAUACGACCGACUUCUGGCGAUUUCCCGGCCGCUACGGUAUAACGCCAUCAUGGACCACAAACUGUGCCGUCACCUGGCUGCCGGGCCGUGGUUUGUGGGCUCCGCCGUCGCUCUGGUUGUAGUCGGCCUCGUCAGUCGUUUGGAGUUUUGCGGCCCCAGACUGAUCGAUCACUUCUUUUGCGAUGUUUCCCCGCUCCUGAAGCUUUCGUGCUCCGACACGUUCAUCGUACGGACGGAAGUAUUCAUUCUGUCCUCGUGUUUCGCUCUUUUGCCCUUCGCAUUUAUAAUCUCCACCUACCUGUGCAUUUUCCAGGUGAUAUUCCUAAUAUCUUCGUCCUCCGGGAGACGCAAAGCCUUUUCCACCUGCAGCUCUCACCUGGCCGCGGUCUGUCUGUAUUACGGGACGCUGAUCGGUCUGUACGUCGUUCCUUCCGAUAUCAGCUCCUUUAACAUGUAUAAGUAUAUGUCGCUGCUGUAUACGCUGGCCACUCCGUUCUUCAACCCCAUGAUAUACAGCGCGAGGAAUCGAGAGAUCAGGAGAGCUCUGCUCAAAACCAUCCACACCGUGCGCGGACAAGCCAGAGUUUGA